Molecule: messenger RNA, 1202 nt
Organism: Teleopsis dalmanni
Lineage: Eukaryota; Metazoa; Arthropoda; Insecta; Diptera; Diopsidae
Exons: 3
Coding region: 336-542 (68 amino acids)
Source: RefSeq, a predicted model, not a curated record
CAUGAACUGCUCUUAAAACAAAAAAAAACUAAAAAAAGAAAAACUAAUGUUUUAUGCAAACAGUAAAACAAUAUAGAAGAACCAGAAAUAAUGUAAGGAAGUAUCUGAAAUAAAUUUUAUCGAAAUCCACAGCAGUAUAAGAAAAUUAAAUCGUACAAAAACAAAAUCAAAGAAUUUGUUAAUCCAUCUUAUUCAGCAACAAUCAUCAUCAGGGGCAACAACUUUUCCCAUAUUUUACGAUAAUUACAACUGUUUUGCCGCACACUUCUGCUCACAUCGGCACCUCCUCAAAUCGACUUUUGACGUCUGCCGCCGGCAAGCCAAAAUAACUUGAAAUGCCUGUAGGAGGUAGAACAGCCGGAAAAUACGGUUACUCGGAUAACAGUUAUUACAGCGGACACUCCUAUAAGAGCAUCAAUGAUGAGAUAAUUUGGGUAAGCAUUGGCAUGGGUAUCAUCAUCUUGCUGCUAAUUGCAAUGGCACUCUGCUACAUCGCUUACGAGAAGUGUCACAAGAAACGUGAAUACUAUAUAAACGCAUAACGAGCUUCUGAACAACUGGUCAUACUUAAUAAGCUCGUUUUUCUGCUCACUUCUUAGAGUGAAGUUGCUGUUACGAAAGUGCAUAGUAACGACGUUAUUACCAGCAUAUCACGUUGAAGACACGUAAAUUCAAAAUAUUAAAACCAAAAAUGUAAGACGCGGAACACAAAAUCCUCUAUUUGAUACUAAACGAACUUCGUCCAUGAUGAACCUUUUUCAUCCUAAGAACACACUUAUGAAAAUGUACUCUUAUAAGUAUACUAAGCAUUCGUACACACCUACAAUAAUGAACUUACAUAAAAAAACACAUAUUACACUUACAUUACACUUGCUUUACAUAUAAAUUGGACAUACAUUAGCACAUAUUUUUUCUUAAAUGCUGAUAUAUUAAGCAGUACUUCUAAUAGAAGUUAAGACGGCAAGGAGAAAUGCGCACAUCAACUAUCAAGUAUUUACGACAGCCUUUUUUGCAUUACAGUGGCGUAGCUGGAGAUGUAUUGAAGGGGAUUGUUUAUCAAAUUGCUAUAUUUAAUUUAAGUGGUAAACAGCAAGAAUUUAAAAGAAGAUAUCUAAAUAAUACGAGUUAAGUUAUUUCUUAGUAAGAGAACUAACUGUUAGCAGUGUCGUUAGUGAAUUUUGUUUUCAACUCAUAUCGAGAAA